Molecule: messenger RNA, 738 nt
Organism: Ipomoea nil (Japanese morning glory)
Lineage: Eukaryota; Viridiplantae; Streptophyta; Magnoliopsida; Solanales; Convolvulaceae
Exons: 1
Coding region: 1-738 (245 amino acids)
Source: RefSeq, a predicted model, not a curated record
AUGGCGCAAGACAGAUCACACAGCCAAUACGCCGCCAAUUUCAUGAUUUGCUCAUGGAUUUGCAAGUCGGUUCAUCCUUCCAUCGUACAGAGUAUCAUGUAUAUGGAUAGGGCUACGGAAGUCUGGAAUGAUUUGAAGAAAAGAUUCGCUCAGCUAGACGCACAUCGCAUCUCAACCUUACAAAACGAGAUCUACAGUUUAAGGCAGGGAAAUCUCUCGGUGAAUGAAUAUUACACUAAAUGUAGGGCUCUUUGGGAACAGAUGAAUGAACUAAGGCCAAUUCCAAUGUGUAAGUGCAAUCCAAGAUGUUCCUGUGAUUUAAUUGAGGAAAUCAAGAACGAACGAGACGUAGAUUGCAUCAUCAGGUUCCUCCAAGGCUUAAGUGAUGAAUAUAAUUCUCUAAAAUCUAAUGUUCUGGUUUUAGAUUCUCUGCCAGAUAUUCACAGGGUAUUUGUUAUGGCUGAAAAGUAUGAGAUACAGAUGAACACUGCAAACAUGAAUGCUUUGGAGAUAAGUCAUGCAAAUGCUAUGCAAUCUACACAGACGAUCAAUAAAGAUGUGGUAGCUGCAGUCAAUUACUUCAAUGGUAGAAGAAACAUGAAUAAUGGCAGUACAAACAAGACUGCCAAAUGUACGUUUUGUGGCAUGAAUGGCCACACUGUGGAGAAGUGCUAUAAAAAGCAGAGUUAUCCCCCGGCUGGGUGCCAGGCUUCAAGUCGAAGGGAAAACAGCAGAUAA